GGAAGCCGUGUGGGGCCAAGCAAUGUCUACCAAGUACCAACCAAACGAGAGUAACAGUAAUACAUAUUCUGUCUCAAACACAGGUUUUUUCAUUCAAAAAAAUCUUUUCCUGCUCUCUUAUAAACUCUCUUCUCGUCUCCUGCCACUCUUACCUUAAUUCUCAUCAAAACCCAAAAAUACAAUAGAAAAACAUAACUUCCCUGCCCUUUCUUACACACCCAAAAGUCUCUCAAACUCAACAACGCCUUCUGCUACUUUCACAGGUUGACAUCUUCUUGGAUCAUCAUCUGUUCUACGCCUUCGUCUCUUCCACGCUCGCUCCCUCCCUCCCUCUUACUUUUAUUAACUUUCAUAUAAUUGAUUCAGUUUCAGAUAUUUAAGAUGGGUUACUGUAAGCACGACACUUUUUCGUAUCCGAUUCUAUUUUUGGAUCAAUCGGAUUAGAUUUAUAUCGAAUCCCCCAGAUUCUUUUUCUUUACACAAGUCUCUCUUUUUUUUUAAUCCUUGACUAUUAUUCGGAUCUGGGUAUUCUCUUUUUGUUUUUUCAACUCGAAUUUACUUUCUUUCUUUCUUUUAGUGUGUGCGUGUGUUUUUGCUUUUGAUCGAAUCUCUUAGUUUUUUCUUUUUUUUACGUGUCUAAGUUUUGGUGACCCAUCUUAAAUUCUUUCUCUUCAAUCUCUUUCGUUUCUGAUUCUGUAAAACCAAGAGAGCGAGCGGGAUAUUAUUUAUAGUGAGUGGUGGAAAACUCUCAUUAAUAUGGCCGCAACUAAGAACAGUGGUAAAUCCAAGAAAGGUGUCGACGAAACCCAGAUGGAUAUGGAUCUUCGCUUCAGCUUGGAGAGGCGUCAAUGGAAGCCAGUUUUAGAUGAAGCUUCCAUGUCACCCAGACCUUACAAGAAGAUUCGAAGCCCAGACCGGCAACACCAAUCGUAUUUCUCUGUUGCUGUUGAUUCAGCUCAGCCAAUGUCCCCAGGUCCUCCGAACCCCUCGCCUACCUCUUCCUCUUCAUCUUCUUCAGCUUCCAGAAUUGUGUUUCCUUUCGCUUACGACGGGUCUGAUUCUCAGACUCAUAUCAACAAACAGUUCACGGGCAACAAUUAUCCCCUGUUUCCACCGGUGUCGCUUCCCCAAAUUCCGCAGAACCAGAUGAUAUCAUUCGGUUCGCACCAACAAAACGCCAUGAACUACCACCCUUCCUUCUUCGCAGGCACCGGAGACGUCCAAAAUCAACAGCAGCUGCUUCAGUACUGGAGCGACGCGUUGAAUUUGAGCCCGAGAGGCAGGAUGAUAAUGAUGAUGAACGGGUUGGGUCCCGAUGGGAGGCCUAUUUUCCGGCCGCCACCGCCGGUUCAGCCCAUCAACACGACCAAACUUUACAGGGGAGUGAGGCAACGGCAUUGGGGGAAAUGGGUAGCCGAAAUUCGUCUCCCUCGGAACAGGACACGCCUCUGGCUAGGCACCUUCGACACUGCCGAGGACGCUGCCUUGGCCUACGACCGAGAGGCCUUCAAGCUCCGUGGAGAGAAUGCGAGGCUCAAUUUUCCCGACCUUUUCCUCAACAAAAACAAUAACAACUCCGACUCAUCGGCCGGACCAAGCUCCGCCAGUUCUUGUCCUAAUAAUAAGGCUCAUGAAAGUUCCAAAAGAACCAUUCAUCGAAACCAACCUCAAGCUCAAGAGGAGUUGAAUAUUGAGGCAUCGGAUUCGGAAAGAAUGCCGCCGCCUGCUCGAGACGACAAUCCUGAUGACGAAUCGGGACUUGGGUCUACGGCAAAUGACGAGGUUAAGGGGUUUUCUGCUGGGGAAGGUAGUGUGGUGUCUCAGUCUCAGUCUCAGGAGUUGGUUUGGGGUGACAUGGCUGAAGAUUGGCUGAAUGCAAUUCCAGCAGGUUGGGGUCCUGGAAGUCCUGCUUGGGAUGAUUUGGACGCCAACAACAACCUUCUCUUGCAAUCACAUGAUCUUCAGUUCACGAAUCCAAACCAGCAGCAUGAGCUAAACCAACAAGCACCUCAAGAUAUUCAAAACCAGAGGUACUGCUUUGAGAAAUUUGGUUCAUCCUCAACUUCCUCUUCUUCAUAUCCCAUGAAGCCUUUCUUUUGGAAAGAUCAAGAUGAUCCAUAAGCGUGAAACUCUCUUCAUUUUUCUCAAGGGGGUAAGGAAAGCAUGCAAAAAAAAAAAAAUAUAUAUUUUUCUUUAAUUCCAUAUCUCAUAAUGGAAUUCAACUUCUUCACCUUCCUGCUUCCCAAAGGCCUGCCUUUUUAAGGCCUUUUAUAGCAGUAGUGGAGUUAACCUUAGUUCAUUUUGGGUCCUGCCCAUUUCUUCCUUAAGCAUUAGUAUUACUGUCAUUAUAUUGCUGUGUCUGUAAACUUAGAGAGUAGAGUCAUUAUUAUUAUAUAUGGCUUAGUGAUAUUUACUCUUGACCUUUAAAGAGGGAGACGGUUUUGUGAUCUCCUUCUCAAAAAUGGGUUGUUCGAUCCAUCACGAGCCUUGGUUUUUAUGCUCCAUGGAUUGAAGGAAACUAUAUAGCUUUGUCACCGAUAUCUAUCCUUAAAUUGUAUUACUUACUACUCUGUAUUAUUUUCCAUUGCUGCUGUUUAUCAAAUAGUUUGUAAUGAUGAAUGAUGUUUACUAGUAAAUAUUUAAUGGAGUUGAGCUUUGUGUUUAAA
Cannabis sativa is the source of this 2666-nucleotide messenger RNA. RefSeq names its product ethylene-responsive transcription factor ERF054-like. NCBI's taxonomy places the organism in Eukaryota, Viridiplantae, Streptophyta, Magnoliopsida, Rosales, Cannabaceae. Bases 757 to 2121 code for a protein of 454 amino acids. Gene Ontology annotation, biological process: regulation of DNA-templated transcription. Gene Ontology annotation, molecular function: DNA binding; DNA-binding transcription factor activity. The record is from RefSeq and is a predicted model, not a curated record. The transcript has a single exon.